CUGCUGCUCCUCCUUGUCCUUCCCCUCUUUUCUCUCUCUUCUUCUUCUUUUCUUUACCUCUGGUCUCUCCUUUGCUUUGCUCUCCUUCGAUCUAACCAGACUUACCGAUUAGUCACUACUCCCAGCUUCCUGAUCCAUCCUCGUUCCCUUCCUCGGCUUAGAACCGUUAUCGCCGACCGUCCCGGCUGCCUCCACCGGAGAUCAUCUUCCCACCAUGAAGCCACCCACAUCCUCCUUGCUGAGGUUCCUCUUCCUCCUGGCUGCUCCGCUUGUCUCUCAGGCUGCCUCCGAUUCUUCUGCUCCGAAGGAUGGUCUCUCUCCCUGCGUCGUUCGCUCUCCCACGACCGGCUUAUUCUACGAUCUCAACACCAUCUCCUUAUCUCCGCCCCCAGUAGACGGGGACAAACCUCGCAAAGGCGCCCGAGACGAGAGUUGGCACGCCAGAGGACACGACUACAAUGCCAACUUUACGUUAAAUAUCUGUGCGCCCGUGGUCGAAGAUAUCAAGGAUGUGGUGGGAGUGGACCGCGCAAGGUGGAGGAAUGUUAGCGCCUACUACGAGAGGGAGGGUAAAGUCUACUCCAUUGGUCAACAAGCAUCAGACCCCUUCUUCCGCGGCCGAAAGCUGGUCAUGAACUAUACCAAUGGCUCCCCUUGUGCUGGCGACUACAUCGGAAAUGCCGCCCGCACCAAAUCCACUAUCAUGUCGUUCCUUUGUGAGCGCGACACCCCUGCCUCCCAGGCGACGGUCUCCUUUGUCGGCACCAUGGACCAGUGCACAUAUUUCUUCGAAGUUCGAAGCUCUGCCGCUUGUGGCGCGACCGCGCCCACACCGGAUAACCCGGGUCUUUCGCCAGCCGGCGUUUUCGGCGUAAUUGCCUUGAUUGCCGUGGCAGCGUACCUGGUCGGUGGUUGCGCAUACCAACGAACUGUCAUGCACCAGCGCGGCUGGAGACAGUGCCCGAACUACAGUCUUUGGGCGGGAAUGCUCGACUUCAUCAAAGUAAGUAUACUGGCGUUAAUCCCGUUCCGACGUCAUUGCUCGAGCAGGCCUAGCAAAGACGACAUGAUCAUCAUCCUCUUCUCCUCCCUAGCCCGCCUCCUCCGCUUAAAACGCUCCCCAACUCUCGGCCACGGUCACACCCGCGGUAACAGCGUCAACCACCGCGGCAGUUUCGGCCGUCGAGGCAGUGACGUGGAUGCCGAAAAUCGAUUGAUAGAUCAGUUAGAUGAGGAGUGGGAGGAUUAAAAAUCUGUUUGUUAACUAGCUUCGUUUGUUUCUGGGAUUUAUAGCGCAACUAUAUGAUAUAUCGCUGCCUGCAUUGGUUGUAUUUUGUUGUACAACGUCCGAUUAUCAUAUGGAUGUUGCAAGCAUGCGUGGAUUGAUUGAUUGAUUGGUUGAUCAAGGUGGCUCCUGUUUUAUAGCGUGUUUGAGUAUUACUACUACGAAG
Messenger RNA from Aspergillus costaricaensis CBS 115574, 1451 nucleotides. Its product is annotated as putative vacuolar sorting receptor (Mrl1). The transcript is spliced from 5 exons. Gene Ontology annotation, biological process: vacuolar transport. The coding region runs from base 215 to 1249 and encodes 344 amino acids. The record is from RefSeq and is a predicted model, not a curated record. Lineage: Eukaryota; Fungi; Ascomycota; Eurotiomycetes; Eurotiales; Aspergillaceae.